This is a messenger RNA of Lolium perenne, 2016 nucleotides long. RefSeq lists its product as uncharacterized. Gene Ontology annotation, molecular function: protein binding. NCBI's taxonomy places the organism in Eukaryota, Viridiplantae, Streptophyta, Magnoliopsida, Poales, Poaceae. The record is from RefSeq and is a predicted model, not a curated record.
CCGUUCACAUAGACACAUAAACACUGCCGAACAGUCCUCGCCUUCCCCUGUCCCUUGCCAAAACCCUACACCACACUCGGAGCCGGAGGAAGCCCAGCCAGAAGCUUGCGUGCCGUCUAGGGUUGCCGCCAUCAUGGCCUCCGAAAUCGCCCUCAAGGCCGUCCUCGACGGGAACCCCAGCCUCCUCAAGAAGAUGGCGAGCAAGGUGGACCUGCUGGGAGCCAAGGACGCCAAGGGGAACACCGUGCUCCAUUGCGCUGCUUUCGGGGGCUGCCUGGAGAGCUGCCGGUUCCUGGUGGAGGAAUGUGGGAUUGAUGUCAAUGCGGUGUCCAAAACAGGUGGGACGCCGAUGUCCUACGCCGCAAAAGAGGGGAAUGUCCAGGUUAUGAGGUACCUUCUCGACCGCGGUGGCAACCCUGCCAUGCCCGACAAGAGGGGCUCCACGCCGCUGCACGGUGCAGCACUCGGAGGGCACUGUGAGGCUGUAAGGCUAUUGCUGUCCAAAGGAGUUCCUGUGGAUCCUGUUGAUCAUCGAGGGGCGCCGUUACACUUGGCUGCUUCAAAAGACCAUGUUGAGGUUGUGAAGGUUCUGCUGGAGCAUGCUGCUGAUAUCAACAAAGUGGUCAAUCACAUCGUUUCACCCCUCAAUAUUGCUCUCUGUGGGAAGUCCCUGAAAUGCAUCAAGCUACUGAUUGAGGCUGGUGCUGAUGUGAAUCCUCUUGGUUCCUCUGCACCAACUCCUUUAGCACAAGCAGUUCAUGAUGGCUUAACCGACAUUAUCAAGUUGCUUCUAGAGGCUGGUGCUGAUGUGAAUGGUCUUGGUUCCUCUACACCAACUCCUUUAGCACAGGCAGUUUAUGAUGGCUUAACCGACAUUAUCAAGUUGCUUCUAGAGGCUGGAGCUGACCCUAACAUUCCUGACCAACAAGGUCUAAUUCCAAUUGAGCAAGCAGCAGUUCGUCGUCGACGUGAGCUUGUUGAAGUUCUGUUUCCUUGGACAAAACCAAUUUCAUGUCUUCCAGAUUGGAGUGUCAAUGGGAUAAUAAGAACAGUGAAUUAUUGGCGCAUCAAUCCUCUUCAGGCCGCAGUUUCGAUGGAAGAAAGGACUGCUUAUUGGAAGUCGCAAGGAAAGGAAGCAUUUGCAAGGGGGGACUACCUUACAGCAAUUUCCUGCUACGAUAAGGUACUUGACAUAAACCCAUCUGAUACCCCGAUGCAUGCCAACAAGAGCCUCUGCUGGCUGCGUAUGAGACAUGGGGGUCUAGCUCUGGAAGAUGCACGCAAGUGCAAAAUGAUACGGCCCCGUUGGUCCAAGGCCUGGUAUCGUGAAGGUGCAGCCCUCAGCUUCAUGAAGGACUACGAUGGCGCCGCCGACGCGUUCGGGGAGGCGCUGCAGCUGGACCCCAAGAGUGAAGAGAUUAGGGAAGCGCCGAGGAAGGCCGAGAAGGCUGCGGAGGAGUCAUGGCGCAUGUAAUGUAAGCAACCACCGAUACCGGGCUGCUCAGAGAGAAGGAACAACAGAAACUCUAGCUUGUUUCCUCUCACAUAUCCCUGAGACAUCCCUUUAACGGCUACUAAGUACCCUACUAGUUCUAAUAGCUCAGGAUGUCUUGCGCUCGCAAGCUAAACCAGUUUCAAACUGUGUGCUCGAUCAUGGGUCUCGAUUUUGGCAGGUUACAACGACGAGACCUCAUGCUUUUGGCAUCUUAGUUAUGUAGGGUGAUCUGUUGUAGAUUUAGGUGGAUGUUAUACUAUCCUGAGAGUCGCCAAACAUUUCUCUGUAUCUUGCGUGUGUUAGCUCAGGUGAAAAAUGCAUAGCUGGUGCUAAUUGUCAGAGGAAGUAGAGUUUCUGUUCCAGCUCUAUGUAUCGGCCAUCUGGGUCUUUCAUCAGGUUGACAACUCAUCUGGAAAACCCAUUCACAGUGAUCGAUUUGAGAAUUCUUGAAGACAAAAUGUCUAAAACUAGACGCAUGUACUAGUUGCCUGAACAUCUGAAUCUCGGUCUCUUUCUGCCCA